UUAAAAAAUCGUUUGGAGACGGUUGCCAACGGUCGUGAUUGCGUCUCGCCGCGUUCAAUUCGUCCGAUCUGGGACUGUCCCGAGACGGAGUUUCCCCUCCAGGAUUACGACGGCGACAAGAGAGACCAGAGGCGAUUCGCGAGGAUGCGGCCGGACUCACGCAGCGUCUCGUUCACGUUUCACCGGGAGCUGAGCGCGCGAAACUCGCCGGAGGUGGUGCGGAGGUCGCGAAAUCUGCGCCAGCGUCUGCAGGACCGAUUCGAGAAGGACACCCGGGGCUCGUCGUCCGCGAAGGAGAGGCCGCCGUCGAAGGCGAAGGAACCGGCCGACCGGGCCUGGAACAACAUCAGCCUCGGCAACGUGUCCGCGGACUCGAGGCGAGCCCUGCGAAACGGCGCCGAGAAACUGUCGAGGACCAUAUCCUCGGUGCGCACCACUUUCGGCACGAUAUCCCAGAAAUUCAAGAGCUCCACACGCAGACGCCAGCGACUGGAGGAGCAGCAAUCACCGUCCAACAUGCAGACACCACAGACUCGCUCGCGCCAGCUCUUGGGUCGCACGCCGACCAAGCUCUACAGCCCGUUCGGCAUCGAGUCGCCGAGACACGCCUGGAACAAGGAGAACGAAGUCGGCACGCCUGCAGGACGCGCCUCGUCGCCCGAGACGUGCAACAUGCGUUACAUACACUGUAGACCGUUUCGCUUCGCGAAAGUGAGGGGAUUCUCUAUGUUGAGAUAAGGGGAGAGAGAGGCGGGGCCUCCUUCUCUCUCUCAAAGUUACUGCAUGAUGUCGAUCUUUAUUUCCUCCCAGCGAACGCAGAUCAGGUUUGCGUGCCUUGUGUGCAACAACAUUUGUAUAUCGAAUAUAUAAUUUAUUUACGUUCAGUCGAAGGAAAACUCUCGCCGCAAAUGGCGCGAACGCCUCGUCGUCGAGCUAGCAGUGACAUUUUUCCUUUUUUUUUUAUACAAGUAGCAUUUAUAUACGCUAGCGUAUACCUUCCACGAUAUUUAUAAAUUAUAUCAUUCCAUUCGCUUUCCUCGCAUGCGUGUGUCGCGCAGACUCUUUCUACUUUUUUUAUACACGUAUUUAUAUAAACAUAUAAUAUACAUUCAAUAAUGCAAUAAUGUUACGCGGUACAUGGCAGGGCCAAUGCUUUUAUUCGAAUGCGUUCUACGUGUCGAAACGCCUGGAAGUUGGAAGUAUAACAACUAAAAAUUUUUUCGCCUGUUCGCGCAAAAAUCGUCGAAUCAAAAACGUAUUGUCGAAUUGAGAUUUGCUUUAUACGAGCGACGCGCGCAAGAAGUAAUUUCUUGGGCAAGUUUUUACGAUGUUCAAAAAUUGUAUUUUAAGUAUAUGUUACAUAACAAACUGGGGAUAUUUCGCAAUCGUGUGUUGGAUCGCGAUGAUUAAGACGAUCAUUCGUUCGGCGAUGGACAGGCCGGUAAUCGAUUUUUAUAUUCAAGACUGUCUCAAGUACAGUCUUAAAAUGCCAUGCAAGCCAAUCACGGAGUUGUAUCUUAAGACAUUAUUUGAGGCAGUCUUAAUAAAAAAAAUAAAAACGGACUAUCCCGAUAAACGGAAAUGUAUAAAAAUAUAUAUAUUUUUUUAAUUUAAAUGGAAUGAAAUUUUUUAAUCCAUGGAUUGAAAUGUGGAUUGGCCUUUAUAGAAAUGCAUUCAUUUCCACGAAGGCCAGUUUCCAUUUCAAUUCAUUUCGAGCCGUGAUUUUUUAAACUUCAAUCCAUUUCCGUUUACUGGGAUGAGUACCGGUCUCUCUCUCUCGAUCUUCUCUCCGCACAAUUUUUUCUCACUAGUGUUGAAUUACGACUAGACUGUAUCUCGUCUAUGUAUUUCUCUCCUUUCCAACGGAAUUGCAAAAUAUCCUUGGUUGCACUUUAUUUGAUAUUUAUAUAUAUAUAUAUAUUUAUAAAAUGUAUAUAUUACGCUCUAACACUGCUAUAACACAACGGUUCUGUGGAAGGAAUUGCUCUGAAUGAUAAAAGAUAGGGCAGCUCCACAAUAUGUACGGCCUCAACUGUAUACAGCCCUGCUCUCAAAACUACGACAUAUCUAAUCCUGAAUUCUGAUAUUUAUUGGCACAAAAUAAUAACAAUUUUUAUGAAGAAA
Messenger RNA from Wasmannia auropunctata (little fire ant), 2124 nucleotides. RefSeq lists its product as uncharacterized. Lineage: Eukaryota; Metazoa; Arthropoda; Insecta; Hymenoptera; Formicidae. The transcript is spliced from 2 exons. Bases 145 to 738 code for a protein of 197 amino acids. The record is from RefSeq and is a predicted model, not a curated record.